Symsagittifera roscoffensis is the source of this 7586-nucleotide messenger RNA. RefSeq lists its product as uncharacterized. Gene Ontology annotation, cellular component: chromosome. NCBI's taxonomy places the organism in Eukaryota, Metazoa, Xenacoelomorpha, Acoela, Convolutidae. The coding region runs from base 185 to 7084 and encodes 2299 amino acids. Gene Ontology annotation, biological process: regulation of transcription by RNA polymerase II. Gene Ontology annotation, molecular function: chromatin insulator sequence binding. The record is from RefSeq and is a predicted model, not a curated record. The transcript has 5 exons.
AGAUGAUUAUUUGGUUGUCUUCCUGACAGUCGACUUACUGAUGACACAGCAGUGAACUGUACGAAACACGAUGCGGAUGACGUAUAGAAAUCAUCUAAAGAAGUCGUCAUUAUUAAAGAAAAUAGUACUUAUGACAACGUGACGUGUGCUGGGAAAACAUGCGGCAACAGGCGCGGCUAAUUUCAUGGCCCAAAAGGGGUAUGGAGACAUUCAGUAUGGUUCGGCGAAGCGAAACCGUCCAGCUGGACCCACCGCAGCAAACCAAAUUCCACUGGGGAAACGGGCCUCUAAGCCCAACUCGGGACCUUCUUACAACGCCCAGCAUCUGCCGCCAAUGCCGGGUGCAGCCAUGUACAAUCCUGGAAGAGCAGGGAUCCCCAAAUCCCAAAUGGGGCUCGGGAGUCAAAUGAGACAAAUUGUUCCAAUGCCAAUGCAACACCAGCCGCAACGUCCACAGCAACAAGCACGCCAGCAACUGCAACCAAAGCGCCCACAGCAGCAACAGCCUCAACGUGCGCUGAAUCUGUCGGGUCACGGAAUGCAAGGACAGCAGCAGAGAAUGCAAAACCCGGCUCAUCAAAUGGGAAGAUAUGCUCAGGAGGGAACCUACUCGGCAAAUCCCAUGGCGAUGAUGAGACAGACUCCUGAUGCGACGGCGGCUCCUCCUUAUGUGCAGCCGUCUUAUGGUGCACCAAAUAUGUAUGGGAUGGGAAAGGCUUCAAUGAGUGGGCCUCGAAGCACGGGUUACGAAAUGAUGCAACCUCCUAGAAUGGGUAUGGUCCCGGCUGGUCCGAGUGCUGGUUACUCUGGAGCUCCCAGGAUGAUGAAUAUUCAAGCUCCGGGACCUUCCAGUUAUCAAAUGCGUGGACCAUCGAAUGUACCAGCUGCUAACUUCGGGAUGCAUGCGACUUCAGUUUCUUUGGAGAUGCCAUCUUCAUUUCAAGGUGGUGAACCAGAAAUGAUUAGAUACGGCGGAGGUAUGCAGGAACCGUCCCAAUCCCAGGCGCUUAGUAGUUCUGCUGUUGUUCCGAGUCCUCAAAAGAAGGCGCCAGCUAAUGUCAAUAUUAUUGACAUCGAGAAGUACAGCAAGUUAGUUGGUUGGGACCGAUUAACAAGAGCUCCCGACGACGUUGUGAUUGGACUUCUGAAUGCCAUUUACGACAACAUCAGUGAAAUGGAAAACCUUACUUCGGAAAAAAGAAUCUACGAACUUGUGAAGCUUCUCAAAGAGUACCUGAACCUUUUAUUGGUUCCAACUUACGAGUUCCAGACGUAUUUUGAGCAGUACCUGAAGAGAUUAAUCAAGGAUCAAAACUGGAUCUCGAUCACUACUGCUCAGGCGCUGUGUAUUUCAGUAACAGCUCCUGAUGAUGAAAAAACGCCUGUGAACCGCAAGUUCUUCUGCAAUUACUGCACUCUUAGUUACAGCUCGUCUCUGUUUACAUGCCAGAUGUGUCAAUAUUCGUUCAAGCACAUAGCAGAUUUGCAAGCUCAUGAGUAUCAGUCUCAUGGGAUCUCAAACAAAGCUCUGUACGUAUGUGAUAUAUGUACUCAGAGCUUCCCCCAUAGUCCAAUGCAGCUAAGGGAUCAUAUUUACGAGAAGCAUAUCUGUUCACGUAAGCAUCUCGAGUGUCCGUUUGGUUGCGAGAAACUCAUUUUAAAUAUGAGUGAGUUUUCUUAUACUGAUCACAUCAAGUCGACCCAUCAGUGCUCGAAGUGUAAAGAUAUGGUACAAGGAUCUAUGGAUAUUCAUAUGCAGAUGUUUCACAAUGAGAAGCGAAGGGUCGAAAUGAGCCCAGAUGAACCAAGAAGAAGCGAAAAGCACAGCUCAAGAGGGUCUUCUUCCAGAAGACUUGAUGGUCGAAGUCGCGACAGAGGUGAUAUGCCCCGUGGUAGGUCUUCGCCACCAGUAGCCCCAGCUAGAUCGCGAAGUCCACUUCCUAGUGGCAAGGGACGCAGUAGUGACUACAAUAACAUCAUGGACGUCGAUGUCGCAAAAGCCCAGGAGACGCUGAGAGAAAUGCAGAGAGCUAAAGAGUUGAUGGGUAGAAUUGAUAAUAGCUCUUCGGGAGAACAUUUUCACUACCAGGAACCGCAAAGUAAAGCGAAGUGGCCGCAGUGUAAAAUGUGCAAGCUUCAGCAGCCUCCAGGGGGUUUCAAAUGUGGGAAGUGUAACCAGACGUUUCCGUAUCGUGUGUUUUUGUUCAAGCAUAUGAAAGAUGCUCACAAAAUGAUAAUGCCUCGAUCGUUCGAAUGCGAAAUGUGCGCGAAAGUUUUUUCUGACAUAAGCUUCCUCCAUCAUCACGUGACAAAAGAAGCGCAUGUUUGCAGCUAUGAGCAUUUGCAAUGUACGUACGGAUGUAUGAUGCUGUUCCAAAACAAGAACUCACUGGAUGUACAUACUAAUGCAAAACACGAAUUCAUGUGUCACAUAUGCGAAGCCCCGGUAGUCAACCAGACUAAAAAGAAACACUUCUCUCUUUACCAUCCUGGGGAGAAGUUCAUAGCACCGACUGAAACUUUAAAUUCAGAAGAAAGUAUACUAGGAAACGCAGUCUCUUCUGCUGCGAGUCAGAACCCCCAAACUAUCACACUGGCGCCUAGGAUUCUCAACCAGAUGCGCCAGUCUAUUUUGAAUCUGGCUGCCAAUCGGCAAGAUCUCUUCAUGACUAUGCCUCCCCCGGCGCUCAGCGAAAAAGCAUUUGCUUCGAGAAGUAAGACCCAAUUGGUCAAUAUGGGCUAUAUACAUUGCAGACGAUGUGAGCUAGCUUACCACCCGUCUUUGCCUGUUUGCAAACGUUGCAACAACGUUCCGUUCCUUAGUAUGGCGGCGUUGAAAGAACAUCAAGUUGCGGUGCACAAGCACGCAGACAACUCUGGUUACAAAGAGUGUCCGGUAGUCACAUGUGGUGGGAAAUUCCAAACUUAUUUGCAAUUGAUGAAUCAUCAAGUGGAGCAUUAUUGUCGGGAACAUACCGAAUGCCCCUUUGGUUGUAAAACAUUAAUCGAAGGAGGAGACGCGGUACUGGUGCAUCAUUGUCGCAUUAUGCAUCCGAAUAAAGAAAUUCCGAAUCUAAACUCUGUUGGAGGUAGGCGCGACGAGGCUGUGACCACGGAAAAUUUUGUGAGUUUGCAGAAGCUACAAGAGAAGAUGCAGAAAAAAGGAUCCAGAGCUGACGACCAAGCAAUGGAGAUAGAAGUUACACUGAAGUGUAUAGAUUGUGCAUACACAUGUAGCGACGAUACCAUUAGAAUUUGUGAACAUUGUCCGCCUGCUAAUGCAUUCAAAUGUGCCGACAGCGAUGAACUUCGAGGUCAUCUUUCGGAAUUUCACAAAUUGUUCAUCAAAGGAGACUUUGUAUGUACGAUUUGCUCCAGUAAAAGAGAUCAGCCUCUGAAGUUUUUAGAUGAUCCGAUCAAAUAUCUAGAACAUAGAAGGAAAGUCCACGGAAUCUGCACUGCGCAUCAGCGGUGCCCAAACUUGCCUUGUUUAGUAAUGUUUGAUCCUAAGUCCGUUGCUGGCUCUAAGCAUAUCAGGAUGUUAUGCAACUUCAUGAAGGAACCUCCUCAACCUGACGUAACUGAUGGAGAUCCGUGGAAAAAUCCUGGAUGGAAGAUGUGUUUGAAAUGUCGAUUCACGGCUGAGGUUACACAGAUUUUUGUGUGUGAUAACUGCGAGGAUCCUAAGCCUUUCUUCUUCAAAGACGAAUACUACGCACAUCUGACUCUGACACAUUCGUACAAAGCGGAGUAUACAUUCGUGUGCUUCGUGUGUAAAGCACAAUUCGGAUCUAAUGCUAAGGCCUGGUUACAUCAUCGGGAAUCUCAACAUAGGAUCUGUGACCAGCAUUUGGUCUGUAACCAGAAGGAUUGUGUGUGGAUGGCACCAAAUAGAAGCGAAAUUGAGCAUCAUUUGCAACAAGAUAACUGCAUGGAGCAUGAAAUCCGAGGUGUGGUCGAGGACACAAAAAUUUGUCACGUAUGCUCUCAGAUAUUUUCGGACGGUGUCAUUUUUCAAUGUGUCAUGUGCACCAGAUCCAAGCAGCAGUUCAUGUCGUUACUUGAGUAUUUAGUUCAUAUUGAAAACAUUCAUGAUCACAAAAUCAAAGGAAAUUUUGACUGCCUCGAGUGUAACUUCAGUUCAAGUACGCCUUUCGCACUCUCGAAGCACAACCAUGCGGUUCACAGAAAGUGUCCCUCACAUAAGUUCUGUCCGAAUAAUGUCAAGUGUUCUGUGGUUUUCCCAGCUGAGAGUCUAAACAAGGAACACCAAUGUCUAUUUGCGAUGGACUCGGCUCUUAAAUCUCUGGAAACUCCUCCAAAACGACGUCUAGCGGAUAGGAUUGAUUCUUUCCAAGCGCCUGAACAGCGUGUGAUCCGAAGUCCGAUCGUCUCCGAGAAGCCAAAGGUAAUCGACAUCGAUGAUUCCGAAGAGCUGAAAUGCAAUGAAUGCGGAUUCAGAGCUGAAAAAAAGGAAGAUUUGAAGUGUUCAGUCUGUGCAAAGACUUGCAUCUCAGAAAUUGAGCUGUGUGCUCAUAUGGGAAGCGAACAUAAUUCCAUUGUGCGCGGGAAGUUCGACUGUAUAUUUUGCGUACCUAAAAACGUAUUUGAAGGACAUCCCUCCAAGGUUCUGGAUCACUAUGAAAAGGUGCACAAAUUCUGUCGACAUCACAAGAAAAACGCGGAUCGCAGUGCUCUGGUUCCAGUCUCCAAGUCUGAAAAGGCCCUCUCCAAGCUAGGGUCGUUAAAGCGCAUCGACCCACCAACGAGCAAAGUGUCUCGUCCUGAAGACAAGUUCCUUGAAGCAAUUGGCAUGGCGAAGAAAUCCGAUCAAGAACCGGUGAUUGUUGUCAAUAUUGACAAUUCUAGACCUCUGAUUGAAGAUAUGGAGAAUUUUGCAAGAAGGCAAAGAGAAAAAGCGUUGCCAAUAGACAGGGAAAGGACCAUCGGAUCGUCGGUAAACAGGAGAAGUGCUUUGGAGCCUAAGAUAAUUCGGGAACCCAUCAGACCGGCAUCGCCUCCAAAAGAACCGGAGCUUCCUAAGUUGCCUGAGAAAUAUAAAAUAGCAACAUCGGGUAAAACUAAGCUUUAUGUUUGCAGAAGCUGUAACUACAGAUCGAUUAUGCCUCCGCCAGGUAAGUUCAAGGGAGACAUGAAAUGUAAGCAGAGAAAUUGUGGGCUGAUUUUUCACCAGAAGUAUGAACUGGUCGCGCAUUUAGAGCUGGCGCACAACAAACCUUUGCCACCGAUUAAGGCGAAAAUGGUGUGCGAGUUCUGUCGAGAUGCGAAUGUGAAAAACCCGUUUGCUCAUAAUGCUAGCGUUCCGCUGUGUGAACACAAAAAGUUGGAGCACGGAUGUUGUCGAACGCAUAUAGUAUGCCCUUCGGAAAAAUGCACACUGAUGUUUCCGACAUUGGACUUGCUAGAGCAACACCAUAAUGAGAAAAAGUGUGAAAUUUUGUAUGUCUCGACUGGAGUUGACGAGGAGAAAGAAGAAGAGAAACUGGAAGUGUGGUCCAAAAAUACGGAGUCACUGUCAAUGUGGAAGAAGCGAAAGACGGGUGACCCUGAAAAGAUGCUGACUUGUCUUUCGUGCAGCUUAAAGGCCGAGUCCACUGACUGUGGAAUUGGGUCAUUCAAUUGCGAUCACUGUAGCACGGCAGGCAAAAAAUUAGCGUUUGCGUUUAAGUUUGAACUUCUUGCGCAUAUGCUGCGGGAUCAUUCGAUGAAUAAAGAAACGCAGGCGAGGUUCAAAUGUGAUAUUUGUGAUGAUAAAGAAGUCUCGGCUAUCAGUCUUGUAGCGCAUAGAAAGACCAAGCAUAAUUUUUGCACUGUGCAUUAUCGGUGCACAAAACCAUCGUGCAAUAAGUUGUUCAGCAACGAAAAUGAUCUGAGACGCCACGAAGUGAAAUGCGAACCAAGCUCAAAAAAAACUAAAAGCCCGGCUAAAACUUCUAAAGAUGAAAAGGCAGAGAGAACUCAGGAUCUGGUGGCGAAAUAUGGACUCAAAGAGGCCCAGAGUUUCAAGCUCUACGAAUGUGGGACAUGCGCUAGAAAGUUCGGCUGUAUGACCAUUUACAAAUGCAAUCAAUGCCCAGAAAGUGUCUCGAACUCUUCGAAGCAAUUUGUAAACCUGGUGGAGUUUUUCGCUCAUUUGAAGGAAGCUCACAAAAUAGAAACUGAUAUCGAGCAUUCUUGUGCUCUAUGUGAUAGGUUCAAAUCGAACGCGUAUGAAUUGCAGAAACAUGUAAUGGAAAAGCACCAAGUUUGUGGGCAACAUUAUCUCUGCCCCAGAAUGUGCAAAUAUCUGUUCAAAGACAAAGAGGCCUUGUUGGAGCAUUAUCAAAAAGGAACUUGCACUAAACCAGAUUCGCCUAAACGAAAGAUAAGCGAUUUUGAACGAACUCCGGCGAAAAGAAGGCUAGGCGACGGAAGUUCGGGAUCAAGUCCUGCUGCCCGGCAAGAGCCGAGUGAUAAUUCUUCUGACAAACCGAAGUGGGAUGAUAUGAUGGCGAAUAUGUUAAAAUACACCGACGAAUUGUUAAGUGACGAGGACUCCUCGAAGCCGAAAAUUAUGAAAGUCGACAAAGCGAAUCUGAACCAAGACGAUGGAGGCGUGAUUCUCCCAAAUGACAUGGAUGAAGAAUCCCAAGCGGCCGGUCAAAUAAAUGAUAGCUUUAAGGAAUCAGGAGCAUCGCAAGAACCAGAAUGUGAGAAAUCGUUUCAAGAACUGCAAAAUGUAGUGCUAAUUGAUGAUGAAAAUGAAGAAGAAUUGGAAACAAAAGACGCCGAGAACUAUUCUACUAGCAAUGAUGGAAAUGAAAAUGAUUGUGAGUUCGCGAGUCAGAAUGGCGAUGCGCAAAACAAUGCGUUAGUUGAACCCGAGGAGGGGUUCGGAUAUUCAGCUGACGAAAAUGCAGCGACUGAUGCAGGAAUCGAGGGAGAAGAAAACCCGGGUGCAAAAAUUAAAACUGCCGUCGAAGAAAAUAGUGGCGCGAGCAAUGCAUUUGACGAGUCAGUGAACGAUGAACUAGAAAUAGAUACCAUGGGCGAAGAUGAUUCGUUUACAGUAGAGUUCUCGUAGAACGCAAAGUCAAAACUAUAAAACGCAAGGUCUAAACAAUGAAACUAAGAAGCGGUCUGUCUCAUUUAAAGCAAACUCAAAUAAUUGGCCAAGCAAUGAACAAAAUGAUACAAAAUCGCAAAUGUUUGAGCAAUUUAUUUUGAACCCAAUUGUAGGGUCAAAGUUCAGCACUCGAAAGGAAAAAUUAUGUUUUUCAAGGUGUCUUAUGCAAAUUACAGUAAUCAGAUGACCCAAGCAAGAGAAAUCAAUAAUUAAAACAAAGCAAAAAAAAAUGUCUCACUACAAUAAUUUAUAUAACAAUCCCAUCGAUUAAAUUCUUUUAAAUUGUACUCAAUGUUAUUUCAAAAACUAUCCAGCCAUGUUUAGCCGGUCUCAUCCAGUUUUCAAUUGAAAUACAAGUCAAAAUAUUGAAGUCAAAAUAACUAGAUUAAUCUGACAGGAUUAGAUUUGGCCAAAAGUUCAAUUAUUACUAUCUUUUGAAAGAAAAAAUAAAGUGUUAAUG